GGGCGCGUUGCGUCACGUCCGGCGGCGCGCUGCGCUUCCGUCGCGUCUCGUUGGUUCCGACGGGAGGGUCACUUUGAGCGGAGUCGGUGGCGCCCGCCAUGGCAGAGGACAUCAAGGCCAAGCUGGAGCGCUACAAGACGGCGCCGUUCGACAGCCGCUUCCCCAACCAGAACCAGACCAGGAACUGUUGGCAAAACUACCUGGAUUUCCACCGCUGCGAGAAGGCGAUGGCGGCCAAAGGGGCGGAUGUCGCUCCCUGCCAGUGGUACCAGCGCGUCUACAAGUCGCUCUGUCCCACCGCCUGGGUGACAACGUGGGACGAGUACCGCGAGGAGGGGACCUUCCCCGGCAAGAUCUGAGCUUCACCCACCCCCCCCUGGGGUGGGGAGGGGACAUCCGUGUCCCCGUGGGGUGACAAUGCCACCCCCCCCACCCUGGCGAGGUGGGGAGGGGACACGGGUGUCACCUUGGGGGGGGGUGGGGGGUAGGGCGGGGCACACAGCCAAUAAAGGGUUGAACUGG
Molecule: messenger RNA, 522 nt
Organism: Tyto alba (common barn owl)
Lineage: Eukaryota; Metazoa; Chordata; Aves; Strigiformes; Tytonidae
Product: cytochrome c oxidase subunit 6B1-like
Exons: 4
Coding region: 99-359 (86 amino acids)
Cellular component (GO): respiratory chain complex IV; mitochondrion
Source: RefSeq, a predicted model, not a curated record